AUGUUCCGCUUCCUCUCCUCCGCCUCUGCGCGGCACAUCCGGAGAAGAAGCGAGAUCCGGGCCAGACUGGACGCUGCAGCCACUCGAACCGUCGAGUCUCUUUCGCGUCCCGUUCGCGAUGCGCCAAUCAGCUGCCAGAAUGCCAGAUUCGCGUCGACGACUACCGUGUGCUCUGCAGCAACAGGAGCUUCAGGAGUUUCCUCAGGUGUUGCGUCAGGAUCGUCCAAGGUGGCAGCUAAGGCGGGAGCGGAGAUCCCCUCGUUUGUCGAGUCGCUUCAGAAGAGGUUCGGAACGACGGACGGCCGAGAUUUCGUGCUGCUGACCGCCGGUCUCGCGUUGGCUGGGCUCGUUGGGGAGCGCAUUCUCUCAGACCGCCGUUCCUCCGCAGCAGCGAAGUCCCACCACCCGGCACCAUCAUCAGCACCACCACCAUCAGAUGCACCACAAGCACCACAAGCAUCAGCAUCACCGGUAGCCGCCCCCACAGAUUCGGCUUCUUCCGAACCAGUCACCACACCAGCAAGUGAUGCCGCCGCACCUGAACCUGCCGAAGCUGAAUCGUCUCCAGGCUCGGCGGCCGCAGGCUCGGCAGACGCAGGCCCGGAGGAAAUAAUCGUAACAGUGGUAGUGGACGGGGGAGAAGGUGAAACGGAGGAUAAGAGCUCCCCUCUAGCUGACGCUGUUGAUGCUCUCGCAGGCUAUGUGGCUGAGUUAGAGGCAAAGGCAGAAGAGAAAGCAGAGGAGAUUCUCAAAAGCCCCCCUCUAGCCGACGCUGUGGAUGCUGUAGCAGGCGUGGUUGCUGAACUAGGAGCAAAGGCAGAGAAGAAAACAGAGGAUGUGAACGCAGAGGUAGAAAAGAAAGCGGAGGAAAUUCUCGAGAGACCUCCUCUUGCUGAUGCUGUGGAUGUUCUGUCGAGGUAUGUGGAAGAACUAGAGGCGAAGGGAGCGGAGUUGACGAGAGAAGCGGAGGAGAAGGCGGAAGCAGUGGUGGCUGCGGUGGUGAGUGAGGUGGCAAAGGCAGGGGAGAGCGUGGAGGAAGCAGGGAGAGAGGUGGGUGAAGCGGUUAGUGCGUUGGGGGAGACUUUGGCAGAAGAGGUGAAAGAGGGAGGAGGUGAGGGGAAGGAGAAGGCAGGAGAGGAAGAGGACAGUACAGAUGACUGCCCGUUCUGCCAGUUCAUGAAGGGAGGCCCGUGCAGGGAGGAGUUUAUCGCAUGGGAGGGGUGUGUGGAGGCAGCAGAAAAGGCAGGGGAGAGCAUAGUGGACCGGUGUGUGGGGGCCACUGAGGCGCUUAAGACUUGCAUGGAGGGGAAUGAGGGGUACUAUGGGGUGGUGUUGCAGGCUGAAGCGGGGAUGAAGGCUGAAGCUGCGGCGGCUGCUGCUGAAGCGAGUGCUGCUGCUGGGGAGGUGGCGUUGGUGCAAGAGGCUGCUGCUGUGGUGGAGGCAGCAGGGGAAGGCGGGGUGAAGGAAGGAGAGGAAAGCGACGUAAAGGGAGGGCCAGGCGCAAUGGAUCCGGCGGAGGGCUCCGCGGCAGGUUCCGCGGAGCCUGCGGAUGGGCCCGCGGAAGUCCUGGCGGAAGGCCUGGCGGAAGGUCCGUCGGAAGGCGGAACUGGUGUUGCGGGUGGUGGGUUGGGUUCAGAUGCCGGAAGGGGAGCGGAAUUGGCGGGAGAAGGGGGAAUCGCCGAAACAGUGGGGGAAGGAGACGCCGGGGAGGGUGGGGGAGGGGCGGAAGCAAGUGAGGGGAAGGGCGUGGGAGUGGGCGGAUCUCCCCCAAUGCAGCGGGAGGGGGAAGUGGUGGCAGUAGGGGCGGAAGACGUUUUGGCGGAGGGGCAAGGGCAAGGCGCGUUGGUGGAGGGACAAGGGGAAGGCGCGUUUGCGGAAGGGGAAGGGGAUGGGGAAGGUGCUGGUUUGGGGGGAAUUGAAAAAGUGGCCGGAGAGGCGGCAACAGGCAGUGGUGACAUUAAGGGGGGAGAUAGAGGAGAUUUUUCUCCUUCGAGUGGGUGUGGAGUGGAUCAGGGAGGAGUGGGGGGAGAAAGAGGCGAGGAGGAGCAGAGAGGAGGGGGAGGGAAAGAUCAAGAAGAGAAAGGGGGGGAUGAGAUGGCGGAUGGGGAGAAAGGGGAUGAAAAGAAGGGGGAUGAGGAGAUGGGGAAAGAGGAUGAGGGUGGAGGGAAGAAGUUGAAAGGGGAGAAGGGGGGAGAGGAGAAGGGCGGAGAGGAGAAGGGGGGAGAGGAGAAGGGGGGAGAGGAGAAGGGGGGAGAGGAGAAGGGGGGGGAGGAGAAGGGGGGAGAGGAGAAGGGGGGAGAGGAGAAGGGAGGAGAGGAGAAGGGGGGAGAGGAGAAGGGGGGAGAGGAGAAGGGGGGAGAGGAGAAGGGGGAAGAGGAGAAGGGGGAAGAGGAGAAGGUUGGAGAGGAUAAGGGGGGAGAGGAGAAGGGGGGAGAGGAGAAGGGGGGAGAGGAGAAGGGGGGAGAGGAGAAGGGGGGAGAGGAGAAGGGGGGAGAGGAGAAGGGGGGAGAGAAGGUUGGAGAGGAGAAGGGGGGAGAGGAUAAGGGGGGAGAGGAUAAGGGGGGAGAGGAUAAGGGGGGAGAGGAAAAGAGGGGAGAAGAUAAGGGGGCAGAGGAGAAGGGGAGAAAACUGACGGGUGAAAUGGAUGAUGGGGAUGAGGAGAUGAAGGAAGCGGAGUCAGGAAGCGGUGAGAAGGGGGACGACGUGACACGAAGAGAGAAGGCGGGGGAAGAGGAGCCAGGAAGAGAGGCGAGGGAGGAAGAAGAGAAGGGGGACGAGGGGAUGGAAAUAGGGGCAAUGGGGGAAGAGGAGAAAAAGGGAGAGGGGCCACAUGAGGAGGAGGGGGCAGCAGCAGCAGCUGACGAAAACACUGUUGAGUCGACUGAAAAACUAUCAACAGAGAGCACUGCUGUGCAGCAGGUGCCUACUCACGAGAGGCCUCUUGUGCUGGAUGUGGCAAGUGUACCAGUCAAGGCUGCUGCAGCACAGAGCGUAACCCAGGGUGUAACACAGGCUGUAACGCAGAGUGCAACGCAGAGUGUAACACAGGCUGUAACACAGAGUGCGACCCAGAGUGUAACACAGGCUGUAACACGGAGUGCAACCCAGGGUGUAACCCAGAGUGUUCCUGGCUGUGCUGAGCUGCCUGACGCUCAGCUGGACGCUCAAGUGACAGCUGGUAUUAACUCACUCGAGUUGCCCAGCGAUGCUGAGGUUCCCGAGUCAGCUCAAAUCUCUGCUGCUGCUGUGAAGGCAGAGACUGGAGUGGGUGCUGCUGCGGAUACUACUGACUCACCUGUUGCUGACGCACCAGCUGAUGCGGCCACUAGACGCGACUGCUUCGCCACGCUGGCGGCUGGCCAGCCACUCACGGACCGCCAGCUGGCGGGCCUUUUCCCGCCGCAGCUGGUGCGUCAGAAGGUCGAGGCGCUCAGGAGGAUCAGGCGGGCGGCAGAGGAGAGAGUGAGGGUGGGGAGGGAGAUGGUGAGAGAGGGGGAGUGGGGGAAGCUCGUGGAGGAAGGGGAGAGGGAGGAGAGUGAGAAAGUGGGAGAGAGGAUUGUGAAACUGGAAUCCUUGCUGGCGGUUGUGCAGGCGCCAGCUGUCAGGAGAUCAUUGGAGAUCCAGCUCAGGUGCCUGAAGCUUCGUGGGUUGCAGAGGAAGGUUCGUUUUGAGGUGCUAGCUGAGAAGAGGAUCGCUGACUGGGCUUCGGGCGGGGAGCUGACUGGUCGUUCGGUGAACGGGCAUGCUGACGUGGCAGAUGCUGACGUGGCACGUGCUGAGCUGGCCGAUGACGAAUCGGAUACAGUCAAAGUGGUAGAAGAUGUGGCAGUGGAAAGUGGGCGGGUGGGGAAGAAAUGGAGAGCAGUUGAAAGUGAGAGUGAGAUAGAGGUAUUGGGAGAGGGGGAUGAGAGUGAGAAAGUGGAUAAGGAGAGAGAGAAGCGAGUGAGAAAGGAGGAGGAAGAGAGAAUCAUGAAGGCCAACGUGGCACAUGGGCGGCACCAGCCGCUGCUGGACUGGAGCCUGCUGCGUCUGACGCAUGCUGACGUGGAACGCGCGAUGCUGAGGUGGCAGCUGCCACCUGGCAUGAAGCCAUCAGAGGAGGAUGUGGAGGCGUGGGAGGUGGAGGCUGAGGUGGAAGACUUAUGGGACGAGGAUUACUAUGAGGAGGGGUUAGGGUUUGAGAUAGAGGCAAGGAAGAGGGAUGCUGCAGCGGCGGCGGCGGCGGCUGCUCGGGCUGCUGGUGGUGGGGCUGGUGUUAAUGGAAUUGGUGCGGCUCGACGGGCCCGUCGGGCGGCAGACUCGGUAGAAUCCGCCGCCCGGUUCUUCGCUGACGUGGCGCAGGCGGGGCGCGACAUGUCAGCGGCCAGCCUGGCGGAGCAGCGGCGGCGGAAGCAGCGGAGCGACGGCGUGCUGACGUGGCACGCGCGUCAGAAGCAGCGGGCGUCGCGUGCUGAGCGAAUGCGAGUGCAGGCACUUAAAGCUGGGGAUCAGGAGGCGUAUUUCAAACUAGUGGAGGAGAGUAAGAACGAGAGGUUGCAUACUCUUUUAGGGAAAACGGAUGAGCUUUUACAGAGGCUGGGGGCGAUGGUUCAGAAACAGAAAGAUGCUGGUGGGGGUGGGGGUGGUGGUGGGGAGGGUGGUGUGGGAGGUGGUGUGGGGGGUGGAGGAGGGGUUGAUGUUGCUUUUGGGGGAGGUGAGGGGAGGGGAGCAGCAGAGGCGGAUGGGGGAGCAGGAGGGGAGGGAGGGGGGACAGGAGAGGGGCAAGAGGGGCCGCAGGAGGGGGCAGCAGGGCAGUCGAAGCGUGACUUAAUGGAGGGGCAGAGGCGGUAUGAUCGAGCAGUGCAUUCGAUAGAAGAGAAGGUGACGGAGCAGCCCUCGUUAUUGUCACCCGGGCGGCAGCUUCGGCAGUAUCAGAUGGAGGGGUUACAGUGGAUGGUCUCCCUUUAUAAUAACAAUUUAAAUGGCAUUUUGGCGGACGAAAUGGGGCUCGGGAAAACCAUACAAACGAUCGCUUUUAUCGCGUUUAUGGCGGAGAAAAAGGGCGAUUACGGCCCGCAUCUGGUGUUGGCUCCCAAGGCUGUGCUUCCGAACUGGGGAGUGGAGUUUGCGGCGUGGUUUCCCUCUUGCAGUGUGGUGAUGUAUGAUGGAAGGCAGGACGAGAGGAAGCUUCUGAGAGAGAAGUUUGGAGGGGCGCUUGCAGGGAGGAGAGGAGGAGGAGGGAGGAGGGGCGGGUGGAGGGGGGGAGGGCGAGGAGGGAGGGGAGGGAGAGGAGGGAGUGUGGUGGAUGAUGAUUGGGGGAGUGAGGAGUCUGGGGGAGGAGGGGGAGUGGGGGGAGGAGGGGGAGUGGGGGGAGUGGGGGGAGGAGGGGGAGGAGGGGGAGUGACUGGGCCAGAAGGGGAAGAGUAUAAGUUCAGUGUGCUUCUGACGCACUAUGACCUUAUUAUCAGGGAUAAGGCGUUCCUAAAAAAGAUUAAGUGGCACUAUGUGAUAGUAGACGAGGGUCACCGGCUUAAGAACCACGAGUCGGUACUUAGUAAAACGCUGGUGGCUGGUUACUCGAUCCGGAAAAGACUUUUGCUGACCGGGACGCCGAUUCAGAACAGCCUCGGGGAGCUCUGGGCACUGCUGAAUUUUCUUCUGCCCGCAAUUUUCAACUCGAGCGACAAUUUUGAGGACUGGUUCAAUGCGCCGUUUGCGGAUAAGUGCGAUGUGUCUCUGAACGAGGAGGAACAGCUGCUGGUCAUUCGGAGGCUGCACCAGGUCUUGCAUCCCUUUAUCCUGCGUCGAAAGGAGUCUGGGGUCAUCCGGCCCUUCAUCGUGCGUCGAAACAAGUCAGAGGUUGCGAAAUUCCUCCCUCAGAAGCGCCAAGUCAUCCUCAAAUGUGACAUGUCCGCGUGGCAGCGCGAAUACCACUCCCAAAUCGCCCCCUCCUUUACUCUUUCCUCACGUCUCCACUGCCCUCCGUUUCUUAUCCUACUCCCUUCCCCCUCCCUUCCCCUUCUCCUCCCCUUCUCCUCCCCCCUUCUCCCCAGGUCAUCCGUCCCUUUAUUCUCCGUCGAAAAAAAAUCCGAAGUCGAGAAAUUCCUCCCACAGAAGCGCCAAGUGAUCCUCAAAUGCGACAUGUCCGCAUGGCAGCGCGAGUACUACUCCCAAAUCGUCUCCGCCGGCUGCGUCGGCCUAGACGACAGCGGGGGAGGAGGCAAAUCCAGAGCGCUUCAGAACACAGCCAUGCAGCUGCGCAAGUGCUGCAACCACCCGUACCUCUUUCUACUAGACGCACUCGACCAUCCCUACCAGCCGAAUUCCCCCAACGAGCGCGUUCGGGCAAGUGGAAAGUUUGAGCUGCUGGACCGGAUUCUGCCCAAGUUACAGGCCGGGGGGCACAGGAUUUUAAUGUUCUCUCAGAUGACUAAGGUGAUGGAUUUGUUAGAGGAUUACCUGCGAUCGGUCGGCAUGCUUUAUCUGCGUCUGGACGGCAUGACCAAAACAGACGAACGAGGCCGCCUUUUACAGCUGUACAACGCUCCGGAUUCGCCGUAUUUUAUCUUCCUGCUGAGCACGCGUGCGGGCGGCCUGGGGCUGAACCUGCAAACGGCCGAUACGGUGAUUUUAUUUGAUUCUGAUUGGAAUCCACAGAUGGAUCAGCAGGCAGAGGAUCGGGCGCACAGGAUUGGGCAGAAGCGGGAGGUUCGGGUGUUUGUGCUUGUGAGCGUGGGGUCUAUAGAGGAGGAGAUUUUAGAGAGGGCAAAAAGCAAGAUGGGGAUCGACGCGAAGGUGAUUCAAGCGGGCAUGUUCAAUACCACGUCGACGGCACAGGAGAGGAGAGAGCUAUUGGAGCAGAUUAUGAAGCGAGGGAAGAUUCCCGAUUUGGCUCUUGAUUUGCCGGAUGAGAGUGAGACGAAUCGGUUGAUUUCGAGAUCGGAGGAGGAGUUUGAGAUGUUUGAGCGGAUGGAUGAGAUGCGGAGGCGGCAGUUUGGGGCGGCGCGGCUUGGACUGAUGGAAAAGGACGAGGUGCCGGAGUGGGUGUUUUUCAAGGGGGGGGAGGGAGGGGAGGGUGGGGAGGGGGCUGUGGGGGAGGAUGGGGUGGGGGUGGAGAUGGGGAGGAGGAAGAGGAAGCAGGUGGUUUAUACGGAUGCGCUGAGUGAGUCGCAGUGGCUUCAGGUGAUUGAGCAGGGGAGGGACGCCCAGGAGAUUUUAACAGAGAAGGCUGAGAGGUUGAUGCAGAGGAGGGAGAGGAAGAGACUGAAAGUGGAGAGGAGGGAAGGGGAAGAAGGGAGAGGAGGUGGAGAGGAGGAAGGGGUGGAAGUGUUAGGGGUGGAUGAGAGUGAGAGAGAGGAGAGUGUGGAUGUGGGUGGGGAGGGAGGGGUGGGGGUUGGAGAGGGGGUGGUGGAGGGGGGGAGGGGAAGGGGAAGGGGUGGGAGGGGGAGAGGGGGUGGUAGGAGGGGAAGGGGGAGAGGAGGGGCGGGGAGGGCAGGAGGGGGGCGGGGGAGAGGGAGGGGGAGGGGGAGGGGGAGAGGCAGGGGGAGGGGGGCAAAGGUUGCAGACAUUGCAGUUAUUGGCAUUCAAGGGGAUGGGGAAGCAGAGGGGACGGAAGAAGGUCGAGGGGGAGGAGUGGGCGGAGCAAUAGGGGGAGGAGUUGGGGGAGGGGAGGGGAGCGAUGGGGAGGGGGGAAGUGGGGGAAUACCUUUUGCAGAAGCGAAGGUGAAGAGGAGGAGAGUGAGGAGGAGAAUUACAGGGGUGAUGGCAGGAGGGGAGGCAGAGAGAGGAGAGGGGAGGAGGGAAGGAGGAUGGGGAGGAGCAGAGAGGGGAAGUGGGGGUGGGCAGGGCUAUGCUGUUUUUUCUGCUGGGGUGAGUGGUGGUGGUGGUGCUGGUGCUGCUGCUGGUUACAGUGGUGGUAGUGGUGAUGGUGGUGGUGUUGUUGCUGGCGCUGGCUAUAGCGAUGGUGGUGGUAGUGGUGGUGGUGGUGAUGAUGAUGGGGAUGAUAGUGAUGGUACUGGUGCUGGUGGUGACUAUUCCGAUCGUGACUUCAGAGAGGGCAGCGGCGGCCGUUUUGGGCACAGCAGUGGAGGGUUUGGUGCUGCAGGGGCAAGAGGAGGAGGAAGAGGAGUAGGAGGAGGUUACUACAACGAGGGGAGAGGAGGUGACUAUAACGAGGGGGAGGGAGGAUUCAUGGAUGCUCACGAGGGGAAUGAAGAGAGCGAUGAAAUGGAGGGGCUAUGGGAAGAAGAGUAG
Messenger RNA from Closterium sp. NIES-65, 8232 nucleotides. The record is from the annotation of a GenBank genome assembly. Lineage: Eukaryota; Viridiplantae; Streptophyta; Zygnematophyceae; Desmidiales; Closteriaceae.